CUGAUCUUGCUUGAUUCUUAAAAAGACAAUUCGAAUAGGUCGCCAUCUUGUACGUUUGCCAACCAAUCAAAAAUGAGAAUUAAGUGACGUUCAGUAGAUUCGAGGUGUUUGAUCGUCGCACAAUCGUACUUGGAAUCUCAAUCGAACGUACGAUUCUUUGGUGUGUUUCAUUCCAGGAGCUCGUCGCGCAUUUAAAUACCACUCGGUAAAGUGCUUAAUAUCGUGUGAAUAAAGUCAACAAUUUCUUUUUAUACGUAAUAGUGGUACGCACAUUAUAAAAAGAAAUAAUUUCUUAAAGAAGAAUAAUUACAUAUACAAAAUAUGACAUCUAAAGUUCUCAUGAAGCUACCAACUGUACCAUUUUCACAAGGAAAGAAACCAACAACCCCGCAUGACAUUACUUUAAAUGAGAGAAACGAUGGAAUGAUACAAACUAGACAACAAAAUGUGAAUAUAGAUAGAGCAGCUCAAUUGGAGCAAAACAUGAAAUUUCUACAAGAACAACAUCAAGCAACCUUACUUGCUUUACAUCAAGAAGUUGAAACGUUACGUCAAAGAAACAGAGAUUUGCAAUUCCAAUUAAUUUUUUCAAAAGGGACGACUUGUGUACCUAGCAGUCCUUCUUCCCCUGAAGAUAAUGGAACUGGGUUCGCGAAACCAAAGGGUAGCCCAGUAUGCGUGAACGUCACACCACUGCAGGUUGAACUCUUGGAAAAAGAUUUGCAGGAUAUUAAAGCCUCAUUACAAGAUGCAAAAACACACAACCAAUGUUUAACAGAUAUUAUUGAACAACAAAAGAAAAAUUUAGAGGAAUUAGAGAAGCAAAAGAAAAAAAUAGAUGUGACAAAUGUGGGAAUUCAAGUUGGGGGCAGAUCGGAACCUUCUCAAGAAGAUAUAGUAACACGUUUGGCAGAUGCACAUGCAGUGAUAAAACAAUUGCAUAGGGAAAAUACAGAUCAACGAAAGGAAAUUGCAACAUUAAAGGCAGCAUCAGCAAAUAAUGGAGGUACAAGUAGGGGUGGAUGGGCACGAGAUAGUAAUAAUAGUCAUCAUAGCCGUGUAUCGUCUAUAACUGGAAUACAGGAAUCAACAUCUCACAAAUUUCCACCAUUACAGACACAGAGCUACUCGCAUCGCAGAAUUCAGAGCUUUGAUCAUAAUUCUGAUUAUCAUAGAAAUGGAAGAAAUCGAUACGAUAGGCAGGAUCUUCAUACGGAUGCUGAAAACACUGCAUUACCUCAACUUCAAAAUGGUAGCAUAAAUUCAGAUGCUAUGAUCUUUGAUUCGUGUUAUCGUCGAUAUCAAGCUUAUCUUAAUUAUCAUCGAGAAUAUAGUAAUCGCAAGUAUAGAUGUCAAGGCUCGCAAAGGGAUCGCAGAGAUUCUGAAAAUCGUUAUUACAGACGCGAUUAUAAAGAUAGAAAAUUUAAAGACCACCAGAGGGGAGAAUGUACAGAUUCUGGAGAAGGUUCAAGAGAUGCAGAUAGCUCCCAUAAUCAAUAAAUUAUAUAUAAACUGUUUUGAAUCUGGUGGCUUAGCCAUAUUAUAUACGAGUAGAUAUGUCUUUAAGUUAUUUGCCUUAAAAUAUGUAAAAGCAUCAGGAAAUCCAUUAGCAGUAAUUAAUAGUUAUAAAUGCCGAGUGAUUAAUGUUUUCUCAUAUAAAUAUUCUCAUCUUGAAUAUAAUUCGGUUCCCUAUGCUUAGAUUACCAUACAUAAUGCAAUGACGAAUGAUAUAUUAAAGCUAUAUGAUCUCGAAUGGAACAAGUUAGUGCAGCAUAAAUCAUUUUAUUUAUUAUAGACUGCCUUAAAAAAAGUAGAAGUUAUACCUCAUGAAUUGGUAAUGAAGUAAUUAUAAACAGCAAAUAUAGAUUAAAAAACAAAAAAAAGAGAGAGAGAGAGAGAGGGAGAAAUAGAAAAAAAAAAGGAGAAGGCUACGUGUAA
Vespula vulgaris is the source of this 1938-nucleotide messenger RNA. RefSeq lists its product as uncharacterized. NCBI's taxonomy places the organism in Eukaryota, Metazoa, Arthropoda, Insecta, Hymenoptera, Vespidae. The coding region runs from base 322 to 1500 and encodes 392 amino acids. The record is from RefSeq and is a predicted model, not a curated record. The transcript has 7 exons.